GGGGAGACACGAUGAAUGGGUUGCUUGGGUCCUUUUUCAUUCUUGUGCGUAUUACCCAAGAAGUAGUUACUGGGUCUGUGGUCUCUCAGCCUGACCAAGUGAUCUUUUCUAGGCUGGAUGAGACUGUGACGGUGAAAUGUAUGGCACUGAAAGACAGUUCUGAGUAUUUAUUUUGGUAUCAGCAGAGAUUAGGACAGAUGCCAAGGUGUAUAUGCAUGGCACGAACAAAUACAGAUCCCCACUAUGUUGGUGAGUUUAAAGACUCACACAUCUCAUGUCAGACAACAGAAGGAGGAUUUGAUCUGAAAAUCAGGAACAACAAUUGGUCAGAUGAAGCCUCAUAUUACUGUGCCAGCAGAAACAGGUCCCACUUCAUGGAUUUUGCAGAGAGAACCUUUUUAAGGAUAACAGACGAGACACAGCAGACCUCCAACGCGGUGACAGUGAUCCAAUCUCCGACACAAGACCCAGUUCAUUCUGUGGACUCAGAACCUCUUCAGUGUCCAGGAGUAAGUGAGACCACAACAGAAGAGCUCAGUUUGUACUGGUUUGGACCUGCUUCAAGAGAUUUCCAUCCAGGACUUAUUUAUGCCUACAGAAACAGCAGCUCCAUGCUGAAGUGUAUGCAUGAGCUAGCUACAAGCAAUGACAGCAAUGCUGCAACCUUCUACUGUGCUGUGAAGACAUGUGGACAGAUAUUGUUGGGGAAUGGCACAACAGUUGAAACUGAAGGAUCUGUGGCUCACAUGAUUCCUGUGUUGGGGGGAACAUUAUGCCUCUGUGUCAUCUUGGACAUUUAUCUAAUUUAUUCAUAUUACAAAAAGAGAACAUGUCUGAACUGCCAAGGACGACCUCCUUAAGAUGUCCGGCCAAACACACAUAUGGGCAGAGAGGCCUCUGAUCAGAAAUAUGAUGAGAGUUUGAGUUAUGCAGCACUGCAUUUUUCUCAGAGAGCAACACCAGAGGGCCGGCAGAGAAGAGAACCCCCUCAGCAAAGUGUGUAUUCUGAUGUCCGAGGCCCACAAUGGUUAACACACACUUGUAGAGUAUUCACCGUUUCAUUUUUUUAACAUGGCAAAAAUGUUCAGCUGAAAUCUAGAAAUAUUGUCGACCUUUUAAUGAUUACUUUUUAACGCGUGAUUCAUCUUGUGAAAUCUAAAUUUCAGAUGUUAAGUAAAAACAAGAAUAAUUAUUUGUAAUAGUGUGGUAAUAAUUGUGAAUGUUGUGAAUUCUGAAUACUAGAUAAUAGUGAAUAUACGUAUAGCCAUCUGUACAACUGUUGCUAUUCAAUAUGUAUACUUAACUGAUUUCACAAACAUCUUCAUUUCUAUAGUUUUUUAAAUGAUUUGUCUGUAUAACAUUGAGCAUGUCAAUAA
Messenger RNA from Clupea harengus (Atlantic herring), 1376 nucleotides. RefSeq lists its product as uncharacterized. The transcript has 6 exons. The record is from RefSeq and is a predicted model, not a curated record. NCBI's taxonomy places the organism in Eukaryota, Metazoa, Chordata, Actinopteri, Clupeiformes, Clupeidae. Bases 12 to 860 code for a protein of 282 amino acids.